GGAAAGCUUUAUAAUAGGCAUACACUAUACUAGAUCAAUGCCAUAAGAUGUAUCUUCAUCGUUUCAAGUUGUGGUCCGUUUUUCUGAUUGGAUUUGGAAUUGGUUUUCUUUUUGCAUUGGUCUUCUUUUUUGCUCAGAAUUAUGUAUUUAAUAAUAUUUGCACAACACCUUUGCCAAACUUCCACUCCUCCAGCAGAAACGUCCUUUUCAAAUGGUUCAUGUCUGACACUAAUAAAAAGACUACCUUCCAAACUUGGAAUGAUUCAAUGAACAAAACAGAAAAUGUAUCAUAUAAUAAAUGGCUGGAAAUUCAGAAGAUGGAAUUGAAUAACAUUGGUAUGGACUCUUAUCUUUAUGGGCCUGAUAGUGAGGAGGAAUUGGAAGCAAAUUGGUUGACGUCAAAAGUUCACAUUACCUGUGUAGUCUUUGUAAAGAAAAUCAAACUGGCCAGAUCUAUCCAAAACACUUGGGGAAAACGGUGUAACAAGAUUUAUUUUUUUGGUCAGGAGAAAGACUCCGAAGCACCUAUCAUUAAUUUCCAAAUAAAAAUAGUAUCUUCAUGGCAGCUGUUGUGUGAAUCCUUUAACUAUAUUUGGAGGAACAAUGGAGCCUCUGAGUGGCUUAUAUUUGUGAAGGAUGACACAUUAGUCAUUCCUGAGAAUUUGCGCUACAUGCUUGCCCCACUGAAUCACUUCCAGGACCAUUAUCUAGGUCAUGCUACCAUUAUGUGGGGACAGCCUUACAAUGUAGCAGAUGCAGGAUAUGUGAUUAGUAUGGGAGUUCUUAGAAAGCUAAUUAAAAUGUUUGAUAACUCAGAGAAGUGUGUGACUGGUGGGAAGUAUUGGAAGCAGGAAGAUUAUUAUCUUGCCAAACAUUUGGCUUCUAUGGGGAUUUAUCCUUCUGAUACCAGGGAUCAGUACUUGAGGGGUACAUUUCAUGGUUACCCUUUGCACUCAUUGUUAUGGGGUGUAGUUAAAGCAGGUGUUUAUUGGACUCGUGCAUUAUACCCCAUAAAGGACACUGAAUGCUGUUCCUUCUCUACUGUUACCUUUAACAUUGGUGAUUCUGAAAAAAUGCAUAUAUUGAACUAUUUAUUAUACCAUUUGCAAGUUCUGAAUACUGAGGCUGCUUUUGGAAGUAGAAAAGCAGCUACCUCUGUACCUGAUGAAGAUGUGUGGAAAAUUGCACUGAAAGAGGAGUUCAACAUUACACAUUUAAACAAUAUCAGCAGUGAAGUUUAUUAUGAGAUAUGGCACGCGAAAUACCCGGAGCCAGAGCAAUUAAUCAACAAGAUUUACAGGGCUAAAGACUAGCUUUUCUUUUUAUAAAUUUUAUACAUUUUAGAAUCGAAAGGUGCUACUAAUCUGACAAGCAUAAUUGUACUGUGCAGAGCUGUUAAGUUGGCAGACGGAAGGAAUGCGGGUCUCAUCGGUGUAGCGGAUAUAUUCAUACAGUAAGAUCACACACAUUUUUAUUAUUGGCCGAAACGGUCACAUCUGGUAAUUCAUCGCAUGACGGUGAGCAUCAAAGGUAGAGCAAACGGCAUACUCCCCUUGCCCCUGUGCUGUCCCGACUGCCAACUUACCAGCUCUGCACAGUAUAUAGCUCAAAAAAUUGCGUAACAUUUUUUACCGAAGCGCAACAAUUAUAUUAAUAUAAUGUUACCUGUACGUCUGACAUAGAUUAAUAAUCGUUAUUUGAAUUGUUUAAAGACCUUUUAUGAGUGACUAAAUAUUUAUUAGGACCUCUAGAUUUUAUAUACAUGACACUCUUUUAGUACUAAUAUGUAUCGUUGAUACGACUAAUGUGAAGGGGUGUCGUUUCUGAUAACUGUUUCCCUUGUUACACCAUCGUUGCCUUAUCUGACUAAUUAGGCACUUAUUAACGCUUUUAAUAGCCGUGAUAACUGAAUCAUGACGCAGCUUCAAAAAUGUGUCAAGAAUAAUGUGAAAUGAUACGCUUUGAAUGUGAUCUGUUUCUGAAUAGUGAAAAUGUGUAACAUCAAGGUAUUUCUAG
Messenger RNA from Habropoda laboriosa, 2016 nucleotides. Its product is annotated as glycoprotein-N-acetylgalactosamine 3-beta-galactosyltransferase 1. NCBI's taxonomy places the organism in Eukaryota, Metazoa, Arthropoda, Insecta, Hymenoptera, Apidae. The record is from RefSeq and is a predicted model, not a curated record. Gene Ontology annotation, molecular function: N-acetylgalactosaminide beta-1,3-galactosyltransferase activity. The transcript is spliced from 3 exons. Bases 48 to 1313 code for a protein of 421 amino acids. Gene Ontology annotation, cellular component: membrane.